Scaptodrosophila lebanonensis is the source of this 773-nucleotide messenger RNA. RefSeq names its product thioredoxin-2. The record is from RefSeq and is a predicted model, not a curated record. The coding region runs from base 153 to 608 and encodes 151 amino acids. Lineage: Eukaryota; Metazoa; Arthropoda; Insecta; Diptera; Drosophilidae. The transcript has a single exon.
UUAUCAUUUUUUUCGCUGUCAAAAUCAACUAUAGAAAUGUACAUUUUUUAAUAUUUCAUCUUUAGUUUUUCGAUAUUUGUCAACAAAAUUUUUUUUCACUCCCCUUCCAAAUUUUCGGCCACAAAAUUCGCAAGCUCAGGGAAACUGUCGGCAUGUCCGGCAAAACCAAAGGCCAUAAAGUCAUCACCGUUGAGUCGAAGUCGCAUUAUCAAAAGCUCAUCGAAGAUGCUGGCCAAACACAUGUUCUGAUCGAGUUCUAUGCCACAUGGUGUGCCCCGUGCCGCAUCAUUGGAGUGCGGCUCGAGGAAUUGGCCCACGAAUAUGCCGAUAAGCUGGUGAUACUUAAAAUCGAUGUAGACGAUCUGGAAGAGCUAGCCGUGGAGUUUGAUGUUUCGAGCAUGCCCACAUUUGCAAUUGUCAAGAACAAGGUGAUAGUUGAGAAAUUUGUGGGCAGCAAUCCGGAUAAAGUUGAAUCCACUCUGGUAAAAUAUUGUGGCAAGCCGGACGCUACAGCGGCAACUGCAACUGCAUCUGCUUCCCCAGCAAAAUCCGGAGCAGGCUCAUCGAAGGCAGUCGCCGAGGCCGCAAAUGGCAAGAGCAAGAAGUGAAAGCGCCAGCCCAGUUAGCUGAACUGGAAUUUAAUUCUAAAUUAAGUGGUGUAUUAAAUUUGUACGCUGUGCUCACUUAAAGUGACCCUCACGCUUAUCUCUGGUCCACACACACAAUGAGCCUUUGUUUGUUAGCGCAUAAUCUAUGAUCUACUUGCCAGCCAA